ACUUUCUGUUUUUGUUGAUUUGUUUCAAUUUUUGUCUCAUCAUCAUCAUCAUCAUUGCCUUUAUCUCUUUUAUAUACACAAUCACAUUUUGUUUGUUAUGUUCUACUUUUAUAUAGCCUUUUAUAUUCAAUCAUCAUCAUCAUCAUCAACAUCAUAUUGUCCUUGAAAUUAUGAUGAAUCCAAUCUGAUUCGUAUUUGAUUUUCUGAUUUCGAAACGACAAUUUUCGACGACAAAAAAAAGACUAAGCCAUACACAAUCACGUAUCGCCUACACGUGAUAUUCUUAUAUUCUUUGUGUUUGAAUACCUUUCAUUUAUUGCCACGUCUCGAAUUGUGAACACCAAUACACACACACACACAAACAUUGAUCAACAAUCAAAUCAAAUCGAUUGAAUCUGGUUAGAAAAUUUUGUGGUCAUAAUAUUCAAUCUUUCCUGGUGUGUGUGUGUGUGUACGUACGAAUUAUUCUAGAAAAAAAUGGGUAUAUUAUUCUCGAAAAUUUGGAGCUAUUUUACACAUGAAGAACAUAAAUUGGUCAUCAUUGGACUGGAUAAUGCCGGAAAGACAACCAUUCUAUAUCAAUUCUUAAUGGAAGAAGUUGUACAUACAUCACCAACACUUGGCUCAAAUGUUGAAGAAGUUGUAUGGAAAAAUAUUCAUUUCAUAAUGUGGGAUCUAGGUGGCCAGGAUUCAUUACGACAAGGAUGGCAAGCAUAUUAUUCUAAUACAGAGUUUAUAAUUCUAGUUAUCGAUAGUAGUGACCAUGAACGUAUAUCGAUUAGUAAAGAAGAAUUAUGGCGUAUGUUAGGACAUGAAGAUCUACGUAAAGCAUCCGUAUUGAUUUAUGCAAAUAAACAAGAUAUAAAAGGUUGUAUGUCUGUUGCACAGAUAUCAAAAGAAUUAAAUUUAACAUCAAUUAAAAAACAUAAAUGGCAAAUACAACCUUGUUGUGCUAUUUCAGGUGAAGGAUUAUAUCAAGGACUUGAAUGGAUUGUUGAACAAUUGAAAAAUAAAACGUAAAAAAUAAUCAACUACUGAACCUUUUUUAUAUACUCACAAAAAUCAAUCAUCUAUUUUUUUUGCUGGCUAAUGAAAAAUCAUAAUCAUCAAUAAUAACGAAUCAAAAUUAUUGACCAUGUACAAAACAAAACAAAACACACACACACAUAGACACACUGAAUAUUCUAUACAGACGUCAACAACAUAUCUAUUCUCUCUCUUUUUACCCUUUUUUUAUAACCAUGGAAUUCAUCCAUCAUCAUCAUAUUAUUAUUAUAUUAUUGUUUUAUGAUCCUUAUUGGUAAUUUUUGUUGAAUUUUUAUUAUUAAUUUUUUUUUUAAAUUAAUUUUCAAUUUUGUAACGUUUUGUGUGGGUGGGUGUGUGUGUAUGAGCCACAUUUUUGUUCUGUGAUAAAUAUAGAGACAACCAACAUACACACACACACACACACAGACCCAGGGGUUUAUUCCGAAAAACCAGAAAUAAUACCAAAAAAAAAAAAAAAAAACCAGAAGCACCAGAAACAAAAA
Messenger RNA from Dermatophagoides farinae (American house dust mite), 1529 nucleotides. RefSeq names its product ADP-ribosylation factor-like 5 (gene Arl5). Lineage: Eukaryota; Metazoa; Arthropoda; Arachnida; Sarcoptiformes; Pyroglyphidae. The record is from RefSeq and is a predicted model, not a curated record. Gene Ontology annotation, molecular function: GTPase activity; GTP binding.